AUGAAGCAAUUCACAUCCCUAGCUGCCGUCGCCGGGCUCGUUUCUCUUGUCCACGGCCAUGGCUUCGUCAGCAGCCCAACCCCUCGUUACCCUGGCUCGGCUUUUGAAGCUUCCUGCGGCCAGCAAGCCUACUAUACCGAAACAUCUGAUGUCUAUGGAAACGUUCAAGGCAUGCUCCAAGUUGCUGACAGCCAAAGUGACUAUAAUGCUGCUGAGUGCAAUGCUUGGCUGUGCAAGGGCUUCAAGUAUGCCGACAACAACGUCACUUACUCGUAUACGGCCGGUCAGACAGUGGACUUCGAAGUUACAAUCCACGCUCCACAUACAGGUGUCGCCAACGUCUCGGUCGUUGAUACCUCUACCAACACUGUCAUCGGUACCCCCCUGAUCUCUUGGUCUGUCUAUGCUUCCGUUUCAACGGGUGUGGCGGCGAACAACACCGCGUUCAGUGUUACUAUCCCUGACGAUCUGGGUGACCAGUGCACUACUGGUGGUGACUGUGUGCUGCAGUGGUACUGGUACGCCGAGUCCAUUGACCAGACCUACGAGUCCUGUGUCGACUUCACUGUCGAUGGCUCGGGCUCGAGCUCCAGCUCGGGUUCUACUGGCUCUACCUCCAGCGCUUCUACCGAGAUCGCUUCCUCGACUGCGGUGCCUUCUUCUACUUCUUCCGCCCCCACCUCCUCGGCCACCCCUACCGAGACCCCUACUCCGGCUGAGACUGCUACUCCCGUCGAGACUCCUACUGAGACUCCCGCGGUUGAGACCACCACUCCAGCUGUGAUUGCCACUUCUGUCCCCGCUGAGACCCUCGCUGCCUCUGCACUCGUGAACCCUAGCACUACCUUUGCCACUCAGCUCCGUGCAUCUGGGUCCGUUGCUUCAUCGACUGGCGUUGCGACUUCCGUGCCGAUCCCCGUCAAUGGCUCCGCCGAGGAGAAGUUGAGCUGGGUGGAGAGUGUGUUCAAGUACCUUGUCGGUAACAACUGA
Penicillium longicatenatum is the source of this 990-nucleotide messenger RNA. Its product is annotated as lytic polysaccharide monooxygenase. Bases 1 to 990 code for a protein of 329 amino acids. The record is from RefSeq and is a predicted model, not a curated record. The transcript has a single exon. NCBI's taxonomy places the organism in Eukaryota, Fungi, Ascomycota, Eurotiomycetes, Eurotiales, Aspergillaceae.